AUGGCGGACGGAGUAUUGCAACUCGUGUGCGAAUGCAAGCAUGACCCGUGGGGAAAACAAGGCAAAAGUUCACUUGCUGGGCGCUUUUGGUCGAAUAUGCCUGACGCGGGAAAGCUGGACGCCUCAGAGACUUACUCUGAAAUGUGGAUGGGGACGUAUCCUUCUGUGCCAUCUCGGAUUCGUUCUACUGGGAAGCUCCUCUCUGAGCAUCUCAAGAAUAAUCCCGAUCUUGUUGGACCCUCUGUUUGCGAUACAUACGGGCCUGACAUCCCUUUUCUUCCCAAGGUGCUCUCCAUUGCUAAAGCGCUUCCACUUCAAAUCCAUCCAGACAAAGCCCUUGCCGAGCAUUUGCACGCGAGGGAUCCUGAGAAAUUCGGCGACACCAACCACAAGCCCGAGAUCGCCAUCGCAUUGUCUCGCUUUGAAUUAUUCGUGGGAUUCAAACCACUUGACGAAAUUGCAGAGCUCAUGCGGCUGGAGCCAUUGGAGCAAUUUAUGCCAGCGCACAAGAACUUUGAUGACGGAGCUUUACGACAACUAUGCAAGAAUCUGUUAACCUUGCCCCCGGACACCGUAUCAGACGCCAUCACAAAACUACAAGAUACUCCUAUGUCUGAGUUUGGAAAUGAUCACCAUGUUCCGUCGCUCCUCGAUCGACUUAGCAAGCAAUAUUCAAAAUUUGAUAACGGGAACUUGGUCGCCGCUCUUCUAAUGAACUACAUGAUUUUGGAGCCUGGAGAAGCUGUCUGUGUCCCAGCCGACAGCAUCCAUGCGUACCUUUCAGGUGACAUUAUCGAGUGCAUGGCGCGGUCUGACAACGUCCUAAACACAGGCUUCUGCCCCCGUCCUGACCGUGACGAUGUCGAGUUAUUCGCACAGGCACUUACAUUCAAGCCACAUAACCCAGGAGAGUCUCUUCUCCAAUCGAAGAAGAGUCCGAUUGGAUUGAGAGGAAAGUCCAAUGAAUAUGCGCCUCCAUUCAGCGAGUUCAAUGUCUUGGGCGUGACCUUGUUUCCCCCGGAAACUGAGCAGCAUCGGGUGCUUGGGAGCCCCAGUGUCUUGAUUGUUACUCAAGGUUGUGGAAAGAUGAAUGUGGGUGAUGGAACAAUCCAUGAUGUAGGGGAAGGGAAUGUCUAUUUUGCCGCAAGAGACGCUGAGCUGGAGUUUUCGACAAAAACGGGGUUGACAUUGUACCGAGCGUAUGCCACGUUCUGA
Molecule: messenger RNA, 1215 nt
Organism: Penicillium canescens
Lineage: Eukaryota; Fungi; Ascomycota; Eurotiomycetes; Eurotiales; Aspergillaceae
Exons: 4
Coding region: 1-1215 (404 amino acids)
Biological process (GO): carbohydrate metabolic process; GDP-mannose biosynthetic process
Cellular component (GO): cytosol
Molecular function (GO): mannose-6-phosphate isomerase activity; zinc ion binding
Source: RefSeq, a predicted model, not a curated record